Messenger RNA from Fusarium venenatum, 861 nucleotides. Its product is annotated as copper homeostasis CutC domain-containing protein. Gene Ontology annotation, molecular function: copper ion binding. The record is from RefSeq and is a predicted model, not a curated record. Lineage: Eukaryota; Fungi; Ascomycota; Sordariomycetes; Hypocreales; Nectriaceae.
AUGACCAGCCUGAGACCAUUAAAGAUGUCCACUCAACUUGCCGAGUCCCCCCAACCCAUGCCCCUAGAGGUAACCGUUUACGGCCCUUACAAUGCCCUCAAGGCCGCCAACUUUGGUGCAAAGCGUCUCCUCCUCUGCCGCAAAGACUCCUCUUACGUGGGCGGUCUCACCCCUGAGAUCGAAGAGCUCGAGUACCUGAGAGACAAUAUUCAUAUCCCAAUCAGCUGUGCCAUUCGACCCCGUGGAGCUCCUGACAUUUUUCUUGUCGGCGAAUCGCAAGACUAUAUCUAUUCAAAUGAUGAGUUCAUCGAGGUGUGCGAUUCGAUCCUUAAUCUCAAGGAGACAGGUGUCAUGAAUCCUCUUCGCGGCGAUUCUUUCGUCUUUGGAUGCCUGAAGCGAUAUUAUGAAGGGACAACCGAGGGUCUGAAGAAGAAGAAGAUCGUUCUUGAUCGAUAUCAAUGUGGCUAUCUCGUCAACAUAGCCAAGCCGUUCGGGUGUGUCUUCAAUCGUGCCUUUGACCACUUCGCCAAGGGCGGAGACUGGAGUAACAUCAUCCCUCAACUCAUCAAAAUCGGCUUCACGGGCGUCAUGACAACUGGAGGACCAGGAAAGUUUAAUCGUCACAUCGAACUCCUUGGAGCCAUGGGCCAACAAUUUCGUGACAUUCAGCUCAUCGUUGCUGGUGGGUUCCACUGCCCUGAGAUCAAGAAGCUUCGAGCCUACGCGAACGAAUACGACACCAAUACGGUCUGGGUUAAUGGGGAGUGUCUUCGUCCCGAGCGUCACGAGGAUUCAGAGACUUGCGACAUGAGCAGCGUCAUGGGUAUGAUGGAUCUGCUCGGCCUUCAGACGACGGAUUAG